Molecule: messenger RNA, 1236 nt
Organism: Trichoderma virens Gv29-8
Lineage: Eukaryota; Fungi; Ascomycota; Sordariomycetes; Hypocreales; Hypocreaceae
Exons: 2
Coding region: 1-1236 (411 amino acids)
Molecular function (GO): oxidoreductase activity; FMN binding
Source: RefSeq, a predicted model, not a curated record
AUGGCAGACGAAGAUGGCGAUGGUCCCCAGCCUUAUGCUGCCUACCUGCGAGCCGUUCUCCAAAAGGGCCUGUUGGCCAACGAGCUGCCCAUCGUGACAACAAAUCCAAACACGCUCGAAGAGCAAGCCAAGAAGAAGAUGCCCAAGGCCGGCUUCGAUUACAUUGUAGGCGGAGCUGGCGAGGCGGCAACAAUGGAUGCCAAUCGCCUUGCCUUCCGUCAGUGGAAGAUUGUUCCCCGCGUCUUGAAGCCCACGACUCCUCGUGACCUGAGUGUCACCAUCUUUGGCCAGAAGUUCGACGUCCCCCUUCUCAUGGCGCCUGUUGGUGUCAAUUCACUAUUCCACCCAGACAAGGAGAUUGGAGUUGCUCAGGCUUGUGCCGAAUUACGUGUCCCGUUUACUCUGAGCACAGCUGCUGAAUCUACAUUCGAACAAGUCGCGGCUGCGGCUCCUGAAUCGCCAAAGUGGUUUCAGCUAUACUGGCCCAACGACGAAGAGAUCACAGCCUCGCUCCUCAAGAGAGCCAAGGAUAACGGUUUCACAGCACUGGUCGUGACUCUGGAUACUUGGACUCUUGCAUGGAGGCCUUAUGAUCUCGAUACGGCCAAUGUUCCUUUCCUGCUUGGCCAGGGAGACGCAAUCGGCUUCUCUGAUCCCGUCUUUAGGCGCAAGUUUGCCGAGAUGAGCGAUGGCGGAACUCCUGAGGAAAACACGCUGCAGGCUGCUGUCUACUGGAUUGGUGAGACUUUCUCCGGAACAUCUCGUUCUUGGGAGGACCUCAAGAUUCUGAAGAAGUACUGGGAUGGGCCCAUCAUCCUCAAGGGAAUUCUCAGCGUCGAAGAUGCCGAGCUGGCUGUUGAGCAUGGCAUGGACGGAAUUAUUGUUAGCAAUCACGGCGGCCGACAAAUCGACGGUGCCAUUGCAACCUUGGACGUCCUCCCUGAAAUUGUCGAUGCUGUCGGCAGCAAGCUGACCGUCAUGAUGGAUUCUGGCAUUCGAACCGGCGCCGACAUUGUCAAGGCUCUCGCUCUUGGAGCCAAGGCCGUUUUUGUUGGUCGACCAGUGGUUUAUGGACUGGGUAUCAAUGGCAAAGAGGGUGCCGAGGCGGUAUUGGCCGGAUUAUUGGCCGAUCUUGAUUUAACCAUGGGAUUUGCUGGUGUCAAGAGCAUUGCAGAAUUGAAGAGAUCGAUGCUGCGGAAGAUUCAGCACUCUGGAGAUGUCAGGUCGAAUCUUUGA